Molecule: messenger RNA, 6752 nt
Organism: Sinocyclocheilus rhinocerous
Lineage: Eukaryota; Metazoa; Chordata; Actinopteri; Cypriniformes; Cyprinidae
Exons: 9
Coding region: 97-6642 (2181 amino acids)
Biological process (GO): regulation of double-strand break repair via homologous recombination; male meiotic nuclear division; homologous chromosome pairing at meiosis
Cellular component (GO): nucleus
Source: RefSeq, a predicted model, not a curated record
AAACUUCGCACAGUUCCCUGCUAAGACAUCUUAGAUCAUGUCAUACAUGCUCAACUGCCAUUUUACAUGAUGAGUGAAUAUCAGUUGUAAACCAGUAUGGAGAAAAGACAGCGUGAGGAGACAUUAGAGGGCUCCAGAUCACACCAGUCAACAUUAACAGGAACCCUGGCACUGAAGAGCUUCACCAUACCCAGGAAGAAACGGACCUCUGGAGAAGUCCUUUUGGAACGUUGUUCAGAGGAAACCCGUGACUACAAUCUCAUUAAGACAAAACUGAGAGAUGCCAAGCUGGACACUAGAGAGGACCGAGCAAAUGCGUGGGUCUGGAAAGAUGUUUGUUUAGUGCACAAUGAGGAGCUCCUUAAAAAGUUCUCAGAAAAAAGGGCAGAGAUGCGAGCCAAAGGAAGACAUGGGAGAGAAAUGGAAGAAAGAUUCAGUUUUUUAGCUGCAUCGGAUCAAAUGGCGGCCCAGAUUUAUCAGCACGGUCUACGGGUUGGCAGCACUGUCCAGUAUGCCUUGGGAAAGCCAUCACACGGAGUAUAUCUCUUUAGGCAUGUCGAUGUGGCUCUGAAUUCUAAUACCAGCGUAUUACAUUUGACAAAAGUUGUCAUUUUCAAGGUUCUUUAUGGAAAGGUGAAAAAAUCCGCUCCAAGCUUGGACUGGAACAAAACGCAAGAUCCCACUGUGGGCUUUGACUGUCACAUGUGUAAAGAUGCAGUGUCCCAUCGAGACACUCUUCGCCAGCAAGUUCUGGGCUCCUCUGUUUUUCUGUUUGACUUUAACGAGAAGCAGGAACUCACUGAAAGACCCAGGCAGUGUUUGCCGUACGCUGUAGUUUCAUUUGUUCCUGCCAGCAGUGCCAUUCUGACUGUGCCUACAAACCUACCACUUUCAGCUUCAGCGCUACCUAUUGGCCAAGUGCAUGACCGUUUUAAGGCAUGUACUGUGGCAGAGAGAAAAGGAAAAGGAGGCACUGCCACCAUUACGUUCAAACACUUUGGCACGCCGGGCUGCUUUGAGACAGAUUAUACACCUCAGAAACCAGAAGUAGAAGCUCCACUUCAAAAGAGCGAUAUGCAAAACACUCAGUCAUUCAACCCAAAACAGCACUGGAUUGCUGCCAGUGAGGACUCAGAAUCUUCCAGCAGUUCAGGACCAGAUAUGGGUCACACUGCUUUCUCUCAAAGCUUGCUGGGAAAGAAAUUAUUCCUGAGUAAUCACAAAAAGAGUACUGCAAGCAAUGACAAUGCAUGGGACAUAGUACCUCAAAGUCCACUGGACAACAUUUCUAGCGUAGUGUAUUCUUCACGCUUGGUUAGUGAUCCUCGUCUAUCUAGACAAGAAGCAAAUCAACAAACCAACUACUCAGAGGCCAAGGUAGCAUACACUGGAUCAGGAUGUGAUAAUAACAAAUGCCAACCAGCCGAUAAAAACCAAGAGGACAAUUACGGAUUUGCUGGAAAUACGUGUGAUUCAAAAGAGCCAACAAAGAAGGACACUCAAACAGAAACCUCAAGGGUUGACCAAUGUUCGCAUACCCUGACAUUGCCCUCAAUGAAGUUAUUCAAAAUGAAAUUCCAAAAAUAUGCUGCCUACUUUAGAAUGAAUGAGGAAGAGAGGCAUCAGAAAAUAUGGUCACAAGAAAACAUGUCAGCAGAACAAAAGCAAGAAUUAGCUGACCGUAUACAUUUUUAUGAAGUUUAUUAUCAGAAGUAUAAAAAGGGAUUGAUCUUUCAAAAUGUUAAUGAGACAAAGAAGAAGUCCAGCCUUUCUCAAAGAGAGCCCAAAGAAAAUCACAUUCUACAGACAAAAGACGAUACAUACAAGCACAAUCAGUCCUACGUGUGCCAACCAAAAAGUCAUAAUGCUGCAAGUUUGUCAGCUAACAGGGGUAAAUGUAGCACAACACACAUUUAUGAGACCAGUCAUCUAUAUCAUACAGAAUCUAGUGCAGUAAUGUUGACAGAAAAGGGACUGGAUCAAGCACCAGAGACUCACCAGGAGAAUCCUGAUAGAUGUCUGGUUCAGUCUCCAGAUAAACUUUCAGAGCAACCAUUGGUGCUGAGAUCAUUGAACCUCAACCUCACAGGUGAGAAAACUGAGACACAAAGAGUACAUCUUGAUCUCAAGCACCCAAGUCCUUUAACUUGUCCCUCUAAUGAAGCUAAGCUUAAUCACAGCAUAGAAUAUGAAAGCGAGCUCUCCAGAAGGGCAGUAGAGGACUUAAAGGAGAAUCAGUCUACUCCAGGUGAUAACUUAGUUGAAAAGCUCAGCACUGGAUCAUGCCUUACGUAUGCAAACAACGUCAUGGAUAACACAGUCAUGGAUAUUGCAAGCUGUGUUGAAGUCUCUAGCUGUAGACCAUCAGACAACUGUGAUCUCAGUCUUCCCAUGACAGUAAAGCAAAAGGAGGAUGGGAAAACUUGCAGCGAUGUUCAAGAAAUGGGUUCAUAUAGAUGGAUAAAAUGCUGUGAAGUCUCAUCUCCAGACGUUGAUAUGGAAACAGUAAAGCAGGACAACAGGACUCACUGGGAAUUGUACAAACGAAUUCAACUUGAUCAACUAUUGCCAAGCAUGUUUCAAAAGCAUGUUUUCUCCUCAAGUACAGACAGAGAUAUGAGCAGACCUGCAGACAACAUUUCCAAGCUAAAAAAUGAAAGCAAAGAUCACAGCGAAGCUGAAACGAACCUAAACAUGAGAUUCUGGAAAGAUAUCCAUCUCAAAGUUACUCUUAAAUCCAGCAAAACAUCUGCUCAUACUACAGAAGUGCUUUCUCUCUCUGAGCGUUUUUCAAAAAUCAAACGCCUUCAAAAGAAAUUGAGUGAAAGAAACAACAAAAUGAUUCAAAGCCCAGGGAUACAAAUGUGCAGAAGCGAAGGAUACAAAGAAACUGCAACUUGUAAUGCUGAACUAAUACAACUACUAGCUCAGAGGUACAGUAAAUCUAAACUGUAUGUGAAAUGCAAGAACUUGAGCAGACCAGGCAGUAAGAAGGCAUGUCUCAAAAAACAGCACACAGUUCUAUCACUACGUCACUCUCUAAAGAGGAGCAAAUAUGUCAAGAAGACACACUUCUGGAAAGCAAAGAGGAAUCUCUGCAGAGCAACUGUGUCAGCUGAUGAAACAGUAAACAGCAAAGCAACACCAGACUCUUCAAACAGUCAGUCUGAAAUAGUAUUUACAGAACAUGAAGAUCAAGACCCAGACUCUAAUUUAAGAAUAAUUUCUCACACAUCUGAUGACGGACAAUCAUUACAUGUUCAGGGUUCUCAGGAGGCUAAUGCCACUCUUCCUGAGACCAAACCGGUAGAGGAGCCAAUAACUCCUACUGAAGAUCUCUAUAAAAGUGAUUCAGUCUGCACUGAGAAGGCAACAGCUGAUUUUACUUCAAAUCUAAUCCCAGUAAUGGUGGAUAAAGGAGAACAAGUGAAGACAACUGAAAACAUCUCCAAUCAAAGCCAAACAUUCUUGAUCACAUGCACUAGCAAAAAACAUGGGAGUAUCAAAGAGUGCGAAGAGGAGAAAAUGUUGCUAAAUGUGACAUCAGAGACUGGACUGAAUCCGUUAAGAAAGGAGCAUUUCACAAUUAAAUUUACAGUAGAUGACAAUGUAGAUUCUGAUUGUGAGGCAUCAGAAACACACAGUGAUGUGCCUGCAAGCAACACAACCAACAGUCAUAAAACUGAGCUCAGGUCAAACGUGACUCCAGAAGCCAAGUUGAUGGAAACUUUCAAUGAUACAGCUGAGACAGACACUAUAAAAUGUAGUGAGCAAAAUGCAAAUAUGAAAAAUACUCUAAAUGUACAGUGUUUUGAAGGAACAGAACUCAUGGCGGCAAAUAUCCCACAUAUGAACCAAUCAGUCAAACCAAUUUCUACCAGCACAUCUAAUGUCAGCAGUGUUUGGAGUACUGAUUCUGAGGCAUUUGGAGACACAACAUCAGAUUCAAAGCAGCGUGGUCCAGAGGCUUUGAACUAUACAUCAAAUAAUGUUGUAGAUCUUACUAUUGAUGAUCCAGCUUUGAGUGUCCAGUGUGAGAUUUCCUCAAAACGCACAAAGAAGAGCAUCAACACCAGUUUGUUUGGUUCUACCAAAUCACCAAGUACUCCGGCAAUCAGAGACAACUGUAAUUUAUCAAGGCCAGACCAAAAUAAAACUGAUGAGGCAAACUCACCAGAAACCCAGCUCAUUUCUAAACUAAGAGAUUAUUUGACCAAAUUUGAGUCCACUGUCAAGAAACAAGAAGCAGUGAAUGAAGAUCUCAAAGAAAGACCAGUGGUGUGGAUAACACUCGACAGCACAGCACAUAAACAGCAGUUGUUCGAAAAAAGCCAGUACUGUAUGGUGAAUGUUCCUUGCCUGAUGUCUCACGGGGGUGAAGCUGUUAAAAAAGACAAUUCAAGUGAAUACACUGAAGCCCCUGUUCAAGCUAGCAAAGUUCUUCGAAGUGAACAUGCUCGACAUGGAACUGAUGUUUGCCUACUAGUGCCUGUUGAAUCUAAGAGAGGCCGACGAUCUUCUCAAACCAAACGGACCAGCAAGCAAAGAUCAAGGAGGAGCUCAGUCACUAGUGUCAGUCCUGACAGUACCAGUGCUUUAGACACCAUCAAAGAUAACAGUCCUCACCCAUUGCCCCAGGUGAACGACCGGAGCGCUGUUUUCCCAGAAAUCUACAUCAAUAACACCCUUAAUGCCCAGUUACAGAUGCAAAGAAAGCACACAACAGGCCAACGAAAUCCCUCUGUGAAUUUGAAUAGUUUACAUGAACGACAGAGUCAAGAGAAUCAAUCUUGGAACACUGUAAAAAUCGUUGAUGAUGGCAAUGUGAGCAGUACAUUCGCUGACAAUAAAUACAGCAUCAGUGAUAUUUCGAACACUCUUAAGAUGGCUGACCAAACAGUCUCAUUAACCGAACUUGGAUCUUUGCAGUCUAAAUGCAAAAGCAUGUUGCAGCAUUUUAUCUCAUGUUUUGAACAAGAUCAGAAAGUGCCAUUCAACCAAUCUUUCGUCUCAAGGUGUCUCAUCUUAGAGCAAUAUUUGGACCAUCCACCUGCACAAGUAGACCUGAAAUAUGAAGCGGUGAAUUCUUACUUGGAGUUGCAGAUGAUGAUGGAAGCCUGGCAGUUUGUAGAAAACAAAAUCAACUUUCUGAGCGGUAAACCCACGUUUAGGAGUUUGCUAUGGUAUGACCCUUCUCUUUAUGGAGAACUCUACAAAGGGGAGGUUGGCUUUCAGCAGCAGUUGUCGUUGUUUGCUUCUUUUCAAAAGACCUUGGCACAAGAGGGCUACAGUAAACUGCAGGAAUACUACAGUGCGGUAUCCUCCUUGCACCAACAGCUCCAUGGGGCCCCUGAUGCAUCUUACUACAUGUAUCUGAAGAGUAAGCGUGAGCUCCUUGAGGCUGAGGCUGCACUCAGAAAUGCCCAUGACAUUAAAAGCUUCUUUUUAUCUGUACCAAUGUCUGCAAUGAUCAAUUUUGGAGACAAUUUGGAAAGAUUGGAAAAGAUACACAAAGUGAUAAUGACUUUUGUGGAAACACCUUCGGAUCAGUUGCCAGGGACAUUUGAUGUGGGCAAAGCAGAGCAUCUGUCCAUCACAUGCAGAUAUCUCCAAGAAAAAGCUCUUUUCAUGAAGUCAUGCAAAGAAAUGAUUAGCAAAGUAUCAUGGUUUGGAAUUGAGCACCUUCUUUAUGAUGCCUCUAAGGUUCUUGUAUGGCAAGACAUGACUCGGGGUGCACCAAGUGAAGUUCUCAAGACAUAUAAGAAUUCAAACCCACAGAUUAUUUUUGGGGUGACAGAGUCAGGUGUUACUCUCGUAAACAAAGUGGAACAGCCCCCUCCGUCCAUGAAUGGAGCAGAGAUCCCAACAAAACAAAAGAAUGAUGCUGCUCGGAAACGCAAGAGUUUGCAGUUAUGGACAUCCUCUCAACCCAGUGUUGCACAGAGUGUAAAGGCUGACAAGGAUGUGGCUUAUAAAAUGGCUAAAAGGAGGCCAUCUCUUUCACCCCUAACGCAUUGUAAUGGUGUGAAACCCCUUUUCCAAACAACUCCUGCAAGCCGUGUUGAGAACCCGACCCCUUACUACGCUCUUCCUCACGGAGUGGAUCCGGGGCAUUGGGGAAUGGUUGGAAGCACUGCUGCAGACUGGAACGCUUUGAACUUCCCACCUAACCUCCCACCUUCACCUUCCACGUCUCAUGCAAAUUCUCUUCAUCUGUCUCAUAGACGGGCGACUUCAUCACAUUCUGACGAGAGUAGAUCUUUAGCAGACAUACAAAGACCUCAACAGCCUUCAGUCUCGGCCCAAGCAACUUUACGGGGAGAUUCUUGUGUUUCACGUCUAGCAUUUGACAGAGUUAAAUAUCAACAGACUAACACUGCGCCACAUUGUCCUGUGCUCUCACAAGAACAAGUAAACCAGUUCAGUUUAGCCAUGACACAACCUUAUAGUUUACCAAAUUGCCCUUUGAAUGCAAAUUUGAUGCCUCCGCCUCUCUCGGUUCAGGCUUUGACGCAUGUCCCUAUGCCCAGCACGAUUACAGCAGUUCAUUACCCCUACUUCCUUCUGAAUGGACAAACAUACACCACAGGCUCCACUGCAGCCAUUCACCCUGAUACUAGAUAUUACCCUAACACCAUUUAGGGCUAAUGUACUAUGAGCUAUGAGAUUGAAUCACAUGUGAGUCAGUUUUAUUAAUGAAGUGAAGUGAAGUUAAGUGAUGUGUGGCCAAGUAUGGUGACCCAUACUCAGAA